AGUCUAGUACCGUAAACAGCACAUCAAAACAACAACCGGUGCGUCUUGCUGCCCUUCUCUGAUGUCUUCACCGUCGAACAGCGGUGCUCAUGUACUCCUGCAGCACCCUUGGCUUCCCAUAACCAUAGAUGGCAUCAGCUUCCUUGCUAAAAUCAACUUUGGGUCAACUGAGUACCAGGUGCUGCUGACUGACCUACAGAGUGUAUGGCAGGAGAAAAUGGACAUCACUGCCAUCCAGACCCGUGCAGCUGAACUCAAUAAGCGGUUGAGAGCUCCAGUGGAGGCUUUCUUCUCCCACCUGUGUAAGGUGGUGCGGCCUAUUUUUGCUGGAGUGGCGUCUGGGUCUGAGAGUGCAAUGAAAGUCGAGCGCCAAGACAGCGGUGAUGUUGUCAUGAAGCUAAAGAGCAAGCUUGCUGGUCUUCCGUUCCACUGGGAAUUUCAGUGUGCACCCGCCCCAGUCACUGUGGUCUGCUCGCAUUUGGUGAACCCCUUGCUGGCCAUGUGUGGUCUCCUGCAGGAGCAAGUGGAUCAGCUCAGUGCUCUGCUGACCAAGAAGGAUGCCGAAAUUCUGGACUACAAAGAGAAUGGGGCCACGCUCAGCAGAGAACGUCUCCAGACCACUGUUUUCGAGAAGAAGAGCUACAGGGACGACUUCAUGACCAAGGUGCUUCCUCUGGCCUGCUCACGGCAGAACAGCUCGCUGGAUUUCAGCAGUGACCUGCAGCAACUUUACACGGCUGUAGUUGCACCUGAAAAUGGCCGAAAACGCAAACUUUCAGAACAGACAGAACUGGUGGAGAUUUAUCAGAGCAACGCUCAAGUCGGUGACGUGAGACAAGAGCAGGAGCCAGCGAGUGACCACCUGGACCAGACAAGCGAGACGCAGGUGGGGAUGGAGACUUCAGUCGAGCAGCCCGCGACGCAGCCGGUCACUGUAGCACGUGUGAGCUCGAAGCCCAAGAAGAAGAAAGGAGGACUUUUUAAAUAGACCAUAUACUGCAAAACACUGCAUCAUUAAGGAUUUGCAAAAAUGGGAAAGCAGAAGAAAUAUUUUUAAAACGCAUUUUAAUAUUUUUAUUUUUUAAUGAAGUGGCAUCAUGUUUUUAAAAUCAUUUCGCACAGAUUGUAAUGGAUAAUUUGUGUACUUUCUGUGUGCUUAUUUUAAACUGUGCUUUGCUCUUGCUGUGAUUGAAGUUUAACAAUAAAUGUUGUUUUUCUUAAA
Synchiropus splendidus (mandarinfish) is the source of this 1222-nucleotide messenger RNA. It is a transcript of the gene nhej1, whose product is annotated as nonhomologous end-joining factor 1. Gene Ontology annotation, molecular function: DNA end binding. The transcript has 6 exons. Gene Ontology annotation, biological process: double-strand break repair via nonhomologous end joining. The record is from RefSeq and is a predicted model, not a curated record. Gene Ontology annotation, cellular component: nucleus; DNA ligase IV complex. Bases 62 to 988 code for a protein of 308 amino acids. NCBI's taxonomy places the organism in Eukaryota, Metazoa, Chordata, Actinopteri, Syngnathiformes, Callionymidae.